Molecule: messenger RNA, 3394 nt
Organism: Myotis brandtii (Brandt's bat)
Lineage: Eukaryota; Metazoa; Chordata; Mammalia; Chiroptera; Vespertilionidae
Gene: TMEM140
Product: transmembrane protein 140
Exons: 3
Coding region: 1633-2187 (184 amino acids)
Source: RefSeq, a predicted model, not a curated record
GAGGAACUGUAUUAAAGGGUCUCGGCAUUAGGAAGGUUGAGAACCACUGGUUUAGAGGAACAGAAAACAGGGCGGAACUUUAGGAGUUGGGCAGACGGGAAGGAGGACAGCCUGAGAGACGCUGGAUUAAGCAAAGCAAGACUGGAAGACCCAAGGGAGCAGGGCCUCACUAGAGAAUUCCAAGUCCAAGUUCUAAGUCAGGCCUGACGGUGGAGACCCAGGCCCCCCCGAGCUGGGACUCAACUCCUCACACAUGGAGAGGCCAGAAGAAUAAAGGGAACCAGAGACCCUGCACCUUCUCCACACAAUCUGGGGCUUCUUAGCUUUUAUUUUGUUUCACUCUAUUGAAAACUCCAAAAGGUCAGAUGCGAGAAAAACAGGAAGUCAGAAACAAAGGGCUGGAGGAGCUGCUGGAAGGCGGCUGACAGUCUCCUCCCGAGAAGUCCCAUGAUCUUUCUCGAGGGAGCCGUGUUUUCAAGAAGUUUAAUGGUGACUUCUUUGGAACCCAAAUAUAACAGGCUCGAUAUAGGAGAAAUAAGGAGCAUUUAUACAAAGGCAAGUCCCAGCCUGUUGGUUUCUGGACACGGGAGGCAAGUCAAACCUUACUUCCUGCAGCACAAUGACAGAAAUCGGGGUUCCAGGCCUAGAAAUCUGCUUUCCACCAUGAAAUGCCCACCGUCACUAAACAUGCAGACAGAGGCUUAUGCAAGCAUGUGUUAAAUAUGCAAAAUAUGUCCCGCUGGGAAUUUCUCCCCGAUGGGCUCUAACUGGCUAAAACUAUUAUCUCAAUCUGAUAAAGUAUGGACUAAAGACACCAUUUUCAUUCCUGAUAAAUCUGUAGCAGGCGCCAUAGCUGCAGGACUCUCCCAACCACCUUCAAACGGGGCCUCCAGCUUCUCCGUUUCACCAAUUCAGGCCUCCAGAAACGGAGGAUCAGUGGCUGCAGGGGCAGCUCCCCGGGCUCCACUGAGCUGGCCCUCACCCCCAGCUCAGAGCUCCUGGCCCAGCUCGCAGAUGCCAUGGGCAGAAGACCGUGGUCAGGUGGUGGCAGCAUGGAGGCGAGCCUUCCCUGUGUGAUUAGGUUUAGGUUCCCGUCCUAACAGGCACCUGCCUCACCCCCAGGCAAUAUCCCUGAGUCUCUGCCUGGGAGUCACUGAUAAAUCUUUAUUCUCAUUAUUUGCAUUCACUCAGGUCCUUUGAAUGGAGCCACCUGCCAGACUGCAUGUUUGUGCCCUCCCCGCCCCCAUAUGUUGAAACCUGAUCUCCAUCGUGAUACUAGGUGGAGCCUUAGGGAGAUGAUUAGGUCAUGAGGGUGGAGCCCUCAGGAACGGGAUUGUUAUAAAAAGGCCCCAGAGAGCUAGCUCCCUUGCCCUUCACUGAGGACACAGGUGUCAUCGCUGAACCAGGAAGUGGGCUGCACCAGACUCGGAGUCUGCAGGCACCUGUGCUUGGACAUCCAGCCUCCAGAACUGCGGCAUCUCGUCUUAGCCCAGGAACGUGUUGCCGGAGCAGGCAGGGACUCUGGUGGCCCUCACCCGCUCAGCCAGGAGCAGCAGAGCCUCGAGAACACCAGCGCCGGCCCCAGCCCCGGUUCUGAGGUUCCCAGGAGGGUGGCCCUGCCAAGAACAAAAGAUGAGCCUCCCCAGACCCAGGCGGGGCGACCAGCUGCUGUUCCUGGGCAUCAUGGUCCUCGUGGUCCUGGCCAUCUUCCUGCUGUUCUACGCUCUCCUCUGGAAGGCGGGCGACCUCAUCAACCUGCCCAACCUGAGAAUCGGCUUCUACAACUUCUGCCUGUGGAACGAGAGCACGGGCUGCCUGCAGUGCCACCAGUUCCCUGAGCUGGAAGCCCUGGGGCUGCCUCAGGGCGCCCUGGCCCUGGCCAGGCUCGGCGUGUACGGGGCCCUGGUGCUCACCCUCUUUGUCCCGCUGCCUCUGCUCCUGGCCCGCUGCAACAGGAGCGAGGGCGAGUGGCAUCUGGCUGUGUGCUUCCUGGCGAUGGCCUCCAUGCUGCUGGCCGGGGGCCUGGGCCUCUUCCUCACCUACACCUGGAAGUGGGUCACGCCCUCCCUCCUGGGGCCUGGAUUCCUAGCUCUGGCCGCUGCCCAGGCCUUGCUGGUCCUCUUGCUGAUGACCACAGUCAUGCUCCCCCAAAGGGCAGAUGACAAGAGCAAGCUGGAGAGCUGCUAGCCCUGUCCAGAGGCUCCCAGGCUGCUUGAAGGAGGCUCAGACAGGCGCCAGAGGCCUCGUGGGCUGGUGUUUUCGCAGCCACCCUGCUUCAUAGCUAAUACUGAUCUCAAGCUUGAGCAGAUGGGCCCCACUGAGGAGGGGGCACCGGCAUAAAGGAGGCCGGGGCUGUGAGGGUGACUGGGCCCUGGGCUUCUUAGUGUUGGCUUGUCUGUCCUUUGGGACUGCUAACACCACGUAGCUCCUUGUCACGAGAAUUCCUGCUUUCAUUGACUGAUCUGAGCAAACCAUUCUUCAUUCUCAGGAUGGUGGCCAGAGAAGGGUUCCUGUCCCAGGGCCAGAUUUCCAGGAUGAUUGGCCAAAGGCCAAACUGAGACGCAGGCAAGGUUCAUGGCGACAAACGGGGAACACUUAGAGCACCUCAGUGUCCCCGGGGCCCUGGUUAGCAAGCUUCCCCCUUUCUCACCCCUCCCCAUGACACCACUCCCAAAGGCACAGGGGAGAUCUCAGAGGGAGUCCCUCAAGUUCCCCUGGGCUGCUGGACUCCAAGCCGGACAGCAGGGGAGUGAGGUAGCACGCCAUUCCUAACAUGGGACCUGGGCGUCCGAGAGCACAGCAUGCCGAAUCCUGGGGGCGGGGAGGGUGAACAGGACUGAAUGGUUCCACAAACGCUGCGUCCCUUCACUGCUCAAGCUAGACCUAAAAAGGAUACAAGCACCACUUGUGCGGGGGGAAUUUACUUUUCAGCACUGUAUACUGAAAAACUGUAUAACCAUGGUUGCCUCACUCUGCCUGCCAAAAGCCACACUGACUACAGAGGCAAUGUGGACUCGGCCCUGACCUCUUGUCCUUAGCGUCCACUUUGGGAGCCUGUCCCACUCACACUUUCAGAGUGGCCAGGGAUCAAAGCCAAGGCUGCCAAGUAUAAGGAAGGGGACAGCUCGGGAGAGGAGGCCUGUCUGAUGGGUAGAAGGCUUGGACCAAAGGUACCCCGGGAGCGCUAAGCUCCCAGACAGAGCAGAGCACUGUGGGCAAAAUGUCUUCAGGGCUAAGAGGGCGGCUCAGGGAUUGCCUGGCUGCCUGUGAGGGAAACUAAAUUGGGCUUCCUCCUCACGGAGAGAUGGUGCUGCCUAAACUGGACAAUUCUGGUGUAUUUAGCAGCCAUACUUUUUUCUGUUUGAAAGUUAUUAAAUUGAUUCUUUGGUGCCAA